Molecule: messenger RNA, 998 nt
Organism: Hypomesus transpacificus
Lineage: Eukaryota; Metazoa; Chordata; Actinopteri; Osmeriformes; Osmeridae
Gene: mpv17
Product: mitochondrial inner membrane protein MPV17
Exons: 8
Coding region: 85-621 (178 amino acids)
Cellular component (GO): membrane; cytoplasm
Source: RefSeq, a predicted model, not a curated record
UCGUUUGGACCGGAGGAAACAGGCAUGUAACACUUUUAUUCUACUGUCUCUUUGUAUCGGUGUCAGUACAACCGGAAGUGGGUAAUGAUGUCUGUCCUGUGGAGAUCCUACCAGGCCCUGAUGAUCAGGCACCCCUGGUCUGUCCAGAUCAUCACAGCAGGCUCUCUGGUUGGGGCUGGUGAUGUUAUCUCGCAGCAGGUGAUUGAGAGGCGAGGAUUGGCCAAUCACAACGUAGCCCGGACAGCAAGGAUGAUGAGCAUAGGUUUCUUCUUUGUGGGCCCUGUCAUUGGAGGGUGGUACAAGGUUCUAGACCGGCUCGUCACCGGGACAACCAAGACUGCUGCCCUGCAGAAGAUGCUGCUGGACCAGGUAUGUUUUGCUCCCUGCUUCCUGGCAUCGUUCCUGGGGAUCUCAGGGAGUCUGAACGGGCUGAGCCUGGAGGACAACAUCCACAAGCUGGAGAGGGAUUACACAGAUGCCUUGAUCUCCAACUACUACCUGUGGCCUCCCGUGCAGAUCGCCAACUUCUACUUCAUUCCACUGCAGCACAGACUGGCUGUCGUUCAGAUUGUAGCCGUGGCCUGGAAUUCCUACCUAUCCUGGAAAGCCAAUAAGAUCUGAUGGAUCGCCACAGGUCCCGCCCUACCUCGCCCUCAUAGGACAGUUGAGGAGAAGUGUACCAUUCACUUGUCCUGAAAUAUGUGAAGUUAGUAAUGAAGCAUUCAAACUCAAACUUUGAGCAGUUCGACUACAUUUCUCUUGUUCAUUUAGUCUAUCAUCAUAUGUGUUGCUAAUAAAUCACAUUCUGGAUGUUUGAGAGCUGUUUACUCAAAUAAGUGAAUAGGCCUACCAACAAUAUUGUCUUAAAUGUAGGUUACUGUAUAUAACAGUAGGCUAAAUGUUUUUAUAUAUAGUCAAUUGCAUAAAUAAUGUACAUGAAACUAGUACUUUGAAAUGUACAAAUCCUUUUCAAUAAUAAAGUUGUAAUUUAUCAUCAA